AUGUCUUCUGCUUCUUCAAUGUCAGGUUCAGUGGAAGGCGUGAAUAUGGGUAAGUUUUGGAAAGGGUAUUUGAGCGGUAGAUACGAUUACAGUGUGCUUUCAUGCGCUUCGAAGGCUCCAAGAACGCUCUCUGUAUUUCUCGCUAGCACCGCACAACCUCCUCAAGCGCGUGUACGAGCUUCGAAGAGGAUUUGUAUCCGACCAAGAUCUGGACUCCAUAAUUUGGGAGGACUGUGUUCAUAUGAAGCCUCAGAUUUUCUCCUUCCACAAAAUCUCUUAAGCUCAAGUGUACUUCAUUUAGCUUGCGGAAAUUGGAAGUUGCACUGUUCUUCAUCUUCUUCUUCAGAAUGCUACAACGAGGUUUCUCCCGAAAGUUUGUGGGAGGAUCUUAAACCUACCAUCUCGUAUCUCUCACCAAAGGAAUUGGAAUUGGUCCACGAUGCCUUGAAUUUGGCUUUUGAGGCACAUGAUGGUCAAAAAAGGCGCAGUGGAGAACCAUUUAUUAUUCACCCUGUUGCGGUUGCACAAAUUCUUGGAGAACUUGAAUUAGAUUGGGAGUCAAUUGCUGCUGGUUUAUUACAUGACACGGUGGAAGAUACAAAUGUGGUUACCUUUGAAAGACUAGAGAAGGAUUUUGGUGCUGCUGUUCGUUACAUUGUGGAAGGGGAGACUAAGGUAUCGAAACUUGGGAAACUCAAGUCUAACGAUGAUAAUUAUUCUGUUCAAGAUGUGAAAGCAGAGGAUCUGCGACAGAUGUUUCUGGCCAUGACUGAAGAGGUCCGUGUAAUAAUUGUCAAAUUAGCCGACAGAUUACACAAUAUGCGAACUCUUUCACAUAUGGCUCCACGUAAGCAGUCUAUCAUAGCAAUGGAGACACUUCAAGUUUUUGCUCCCCUAGCUAAACUGAUUGGAAUUUACCAAAUCAAGUCUGAACUUGAAAAUUUGGCAUUUAUGUACACAAAUGCUCAAGAUUAUGCUGAGAUCAAGAGAAGAGUUGCAGAACUUUAUAAAGCACACGAGAAAGAACUCGAAGAGGCAAAUAAAAUACUAAUGAAGACGAUCGAGGGUGAUCAGUUCUUAGAUCUUAUGACAGUAAGAACUGAAAUUCGAUUUGUAUACAAGGAACCUUACAGCAUUUACAAAGCAUUGAAAUCUAAGAACCAUAUUAAUGAAGUGAACCAAGUCGUGCAGCUUCGAAUUGUUAUAAAACCAAAGCCAUGUGCUGGAGUGGGGCCUCUAUGUAGUGCACAAAAGAUAUGCUACCACGUUCUCGGAUUGGUACACGGAAUUUGGACCCCAAUACCUCGAGCUAUGAAAGACUACAUAGCAACCCCGAAGCCUAAUGGCUAUCAGAGUCUUCAUACUACUGUGAUUCCCUUUCUUUAUGAGAGCAUGUUUAGACUGGAAGUUCAGAUAAGAACUGAAGAGAUGGAUUUGAUUGCUGAAAGAGGGAUUGCUGCGCAUUACAGUGGGAAAGUUUUCGUGAAUGGCUUAGUUGGACACGUUCUGCCAACUGGUAGAAGCUCCCGAAGGAAAAUAGUUUGCCUCAACAAUGCCAAUGUUGCCCUCAGGAUUGGCUGGCUGAACGCAAUUAGGGAAUGGCAAGAGGAGUUUGUUGGGAAUAUGAGCUCUAGAGAAUUUGUGGAUACCAUCACUGGGGAUCUUUUAGGCAGUUGUGUCUUUGUAUUUACAUCAAAGGGAGAGAUUAAAAAUCUGCCUAAAGGGGCAACUGUCAUUGAUUAUGCAUAUAUGAUACACACUGAUAUCGGCAACAAAAUGGUUGCUGCUAAGGUCAAUGGUAAUCUUGUAUCUCCAACGCAUGUGCUUUCCAAUGCUGAAGUUGUGGAAAUAAUAACCUAUAAUGGACUUGCUAGUAAAUCAGCCUUCCAGAGACAUAAGCAGUGGCUGCAACAUGCAAAAACACAUAGUGCCCGACACAAGAUCAUGAAAUUUUUAAAAGAGCAAGCUGCACUGUCAGCAACCGAAAUAACCACUGAUUCAGUGAAGGAAUUUGCUACUGAAUCUGAAGAGGAUAAGGAAAUGGAAGAAGUCGUUGAUUACUCUAAAGGGGCUAAACACACAUGGGAGAAAACUUUGCAGAAAAUAUCAUCUGCAAGGAUGAUUGGUGAAGAUACUUUUCAAUUCCACAAUGGCAGCAUUCAGAUUCCCAAGGUGAAUGGGAAACAUAACAAGCAAAUGGAGCACACGAGUUUGAAGGAGAAUGGAGAGACACUUUCUCAAGGAAAUGGUGUUGCGAAGAUGAUUCUUGCUAAUAUUCCAAUGUACAGAGAAGUAUUCCCUGGGAUAGAGAACUGGCAAGUUAGUAAGAUUGCAUCUUGGCACAACCUUGAACGUCACUCUAUCCAAUGGUUCUGCAUAGUCUGCAUAGACCGUAGAGGCAUGAUGGCAGACGUCACUUCAGCGCUGGCCGCUAUAGGAAUCUCUAUAUGUUCUUGUGUGGCUGAGAUUGAUCGGGGUAAGGGAAUGGGCGUCAUGCUAUUUCACGUGGAAGCAAACCUGGAUAGUUUGGUCAGAGCUUGUUCGAGGGUGGAUAGAAUUCUUGGUGUUUUGGGAUGGUCUACGGGUUGCAGCUGGGCAAUCUCAUUGGAGAACCAACAGUUUCUAGAACACUAG
This is a messenger RNA of Fraxinus pennsylvanica, 2634 nucleotides long. The record is from the annotation of a GenBank genome assembly. Lineage: Eukaryota; Viridiplantae; Streptophyta; Magnoliopsida; Lamiales; Oleaceae.